AAAAAAAAAAAAAAAACACGCACACACACAGUCGCAUACACCUCCAUGAAAAGAGACGAACAAGACGACGACGACCAACAGCUUCCUCCUAUUUUGUGAUUAUUUGAUUUUGCUUACUUUCCUUUCCUUUCCCUUUAACCCCGUUUUUUCCUCUCUGUCUCUGCGCUCCAGUUCAUCCCUCCUCUCCUUUCCAUAUCUUCACGUUUCCCUAUGUCAUAGCUUUAUUUCACUCUUCCUCACUCUUCUCCUUCUUCUUCUUCUUCUUCUACUCAACCUUUUGGAAAUUUUUAUUGUACCCCUUUUGAGACUCGGUGGUAUUUUUCUCUCGGGAGGGCACGAAUGGAUCCGUGUCCUUUCGUGAGGCUAACUGUGGGUAAUUUAGCUUUGAAGGUUCCGGUGGCUUCUAAACCUGCUCGUACGGUGGUUCAUCCUUCUUCUUCGCCGUGUUUCUGCAAAAUUAAGCUUAAGGGUUUCCCUCUCCAGACUGCUGUUGUCCCCUGCAUUUCUCCCGACGGCCAGUGCCCUGACGCCGCCGCCGGCGGUUCGACGGCGAAUGCUCAGAACUUUGCCGUCGCGACGUUUCAUCUGAGCAAGUCCGACAUCGAGAAGCUCUCCGGGAAGUCAAUUUUCGGUUCUAAUAAGGAAUUGCGUCUCAGUAUCUCGAUUUAUACUGGCCGCGGUGGCACGACCUGUGGGUUGAACUCGGAGAGGCUGUUGGGGAAGGUUAAAGUGCCGCUGAAUUUGGCCGGAACAGAGUCCAGACCCGCGGUUUUUCACAACGGUUGGGCAAAUGUGGGGAAGAGUUCGAAAAGCGCCAGUGCCCAGUUUCACUUGAAUGUCAGAUCGGAACCCGACCCGAGGUUCGUUUUCCAGUUCGACGGCGAACCCGAAUGCAGCCCUCAAGUGUUCCAGAUACAGGGGAGCAUCCGGCAGCCGGUUUUCACUUGCAAAUUCAGUUUCCGUUCCCAACCGGACCGCAAUCAGCGUUCUAGGUCUCUGCCACCGGAGCAAAGCUGUACAAGAUCAUGGUUGAGUUCAUUUGGGAGUGAAAGGGAAAGGCCCGGCAAAGAGAGAAAAGGAUGGUCCAUCACAGUCCAUGAUUUGUCUGGUUCGCCUGUGGCUGCUGCUUCCAUGGUCACUCCAUUUGUGGCCUCCCCUGGUUCAGACCGAGUCAGCCGCUCUAACCCCGGUUCAUGGCUCAUCCUUCGCCCAAGUGACUGUACUUGGAAGCCAUGGGGACGGCUUGAAGCUUGGCGUGAGCGUGGCUCCUCCGACGGUCUCGGCUACCGGUUCGAACUCAUUCCGGACUCGGCUGCCGCCGGCAUUGUCUUGGCCGAGUCCACAAUAAGCAGUGGCAAAGGUGGGAAAUUCGUGAUCGACUUGGGCUCUUCACCGACCAAUACAGGUGGCGGCACCGUUAACGGGCGAACGACACCUGGCAGUGCAGCGUCACCGGCGGUCAGCCCGAGAAGCAGCGGGGAUUUUGGGUAUGGGUUGUGGCCCUACUGCAUGUACAGAGGGUUCGUGAUGUCUGCCAGCGUGGCAGGCGAAGGGAGCAGCAGCCGGAGUAGCGGUGGUGGUGGUGGUGGCAGUAACAAGAUUGUUGACGGUAAAAACAGUGGGGGUAAAAGUAAGAAACAACCGACGGUAGAAAUCAGUGUGCAGCACGUGAACUGCACGGAGGAUGCAGCAGCAUUUGUGGCUUUAUCAGCAGCCAUUGAUCUCAGCAUGGAUGCUUGCAGGCUUUUCUCUCAGAAGCUCCGCAAGGAAUUGUGCCCUCCUCAGGAUUUACAGUCCUGAUCGAUAUUUUUUACUGCUUCCUUUUUUUUUAAACCUUUUGGGGGAUAUAUGAUGGUUAUUUUUUAAUCCGUCAUUAAGUAUAGCUGGGGGUUUUAGUAGUAGUAAGUAGUAGAGUGGGGGUAAUUAGUGAGUUAGUACUGACAGUGAAAAAGAAGAGCUAUUAAGAAGAAUCCAUUUGAACUGUGUACAGCCUUUGAGAGAGAAGGAUUUGUUGGUGGUGGGUUUUUUUCUUAACUGGAAGUGGGCACCCUGUGUUUUUUUUUUUUUGUGAGGUGUAAUCUUUUUUUACUGGCUUUGGCUUUUUACCAUUUCUUGGUUGUAACUCAGGGAUGGUUUGAAUUCUGUUUAGUGACAUUAUUGCCUAAGUUCAAGUUGAGCCCUAAUUCAGAUUUCUCAUGAAUCUCUCCAUAUUUGUUCUUCUGAGAAUUAUUCAUUUUCAUGUUAUUGUUCCCCGUUGUGAAUGGUGAUCUACCUUUGGCUUUUUUAUGUAUAUAUAUUUAUUUUAUUUCUUCGAAAUGAGUUCGGAAUGAAGUUAGUGUAUGAUUUGUCUUUGUAUGUCCGUCCUGCCUAGUAGUAGUGGUAAUGCACUAAUGCUAGUUGGAUUAGAUUUAAUUAUGUUCACUUUAUUUUUUAUGCC
Messenger RNA from Oldenlandia corymbosa var. corymbosa, 2437 nucleotides. Lineage: Eukaryota; Viridiplantae; Streptophyta; Magnoliopsida; Gentianales; Rubiaceae. The record is from the annotation of a GenBank genome assembly.